AUGAGGACCAUGCUUGUCCCCAUUCGGCGCCCCCUGGUGUCCCUCCCAUUUCUCCUGCCUUCCUGGAGCGAAACCGGCACAGUGGUAGGGAGACGCUAUCAGUCUUCCUAUCAACGCACAAAACGACGUCUACGCAUCAAACCAGACGCCUCUUUCCGACCCUCCGAUGAACCGCAUGACCAAAUCAUCUUCAAUCCCCCCUCCAGCGCUCCAACCGUAUUCCACACUCCAAGCAAAUUCCUGCCCGAGGGUGAUGUGCGGAAGACUCUAACCACUCCCUUACUUUCCAACGACAUAACACCCGAAAACCUCGCUUCAGCAACAACGAAAUCGCAAGAAAAGAAAUACCAUCUGACGAAAGAGGAUGUCAUGGAGAUCCAGAAACUGCGAGUGCAGGACCCAGUCACGUGGAGUAAAUGGAAGCUUGCGAGGCGUUUCGAGUGCUCGCCCAAUUUUAUUCAUAUGGUCUGUCAGGGUAUUCCGCAGAAGUAUGAGCUCCAGAAGAAGGUGCUUGAGGCUGUGACGUCGAGAUGGGGUGCCAAGCGGCGCAUGGCAAGGGAAGACCGACAGCUAAGAAAGGAAGCCUGGGCCAGGGAUGAAUGA
Molecule: messenger RNA, 603 nt
Organism: Talaromyces proteolyticus
Lineage: Eukaryota; Fungi; Ascomycota; Eurotiomycetes; Eurotiales; Trichocomaceae
Product: putative 60S ribosomal protein L20
Exons: 1
Coding region: 1-603 (200 amino acids)
Cellular component (GO): mitochondrial large ribosomal subunit
Molecular function (GO): structural constituent of ribosome
Source: RefSeq, a predicted model, not a curated record